GAGCUUUACAGUAGCCAGGAGGAGGUUCAUGAGGUUUCAUGAGGUUGUUCUUAGCGCGGAGCCAGGAGUUUCACAAACGAACAGGUGUUCAGGGGACUUUCACACACAUGGAUCUCACGCUGUAUUGGCAGCUAGGGAAGCUUUCAAAAUAAAGAUGGAUACAAAAUUACCAGAGGAGAAUGGACAGAUGUUAUCAGCGCACAAGGAGGAGGAGGAGGAGAUGGAGGUUACCAUGACAACGCAAUUAGAAAAUCUCAUUGUAACCCCUGCCAAUGCAGACACAUCAUUAAAUCUAGAAAGCCAUCCAGAGGAAACAGAAGAUGUACACACAGACAGAGCAGCAGCAACGCUUUCUGUAGACAGCGUGUGUAAAGCAGAGGACUGUGACGGCGAUGAGUCAGAUGAUUCAGACAGUGACAGCUCUUCCUCAUCCUCCUCUUCUUCCUCUUCAUCCUCAUCCUCCUCUUCUCCCUCUGUCCGCGUUCUUGAGCGUGAUGAUGACGACGAGGGUUUCAGCCAACCAGCGCCCAUCAAAACCAGAGAUGAAGUCCUGCUCGAGGAGCUGCCAGCAGUGGAGGAGGUGUCUGUGUCAUUACCAGAAGAUGCACAACUGCAUCCUGUAGGAACAGUCUCCAGUAUUAUACAGCAACUUGUUAUAAUCCAGUCUCUGAAGGACACGCCCCCUCUGACCGAUGACACCAUCAUCUUUAGAUCUGAUAGGCUCGCUGUUGGCAAGGUGUUUGAGGUGUUUGGUCCGGUGUCCAGUCCGCUGUACAUUUUACGUUUUAACUCCGCGGACCAGAUAAGCAGCAAGGGGCUGACAGAGGGACAGACUGUUUAUUACACACCGAACAUCAAAGAGUACACAAGAUACAUCCUCACACAACAGCUCAAAGUUUUUAAGGGAUCUGAUGCAUCCUGGAAGAAUGACCAAGAACCACCAGACGAGGCUUUAGAUUAUAGUGAUGAUGAGAAAGAACAGCAAGCUAAGAGGAAAGCCAAAAACUCCAGAAAGAAGAGGGACAAUAACAACGCAGAUAAUCCUGCCCACGUUACCCAGAACACCUUGCCGCAGCAGCAGCAGCAGCAUAAUGUCCGGGGUUUCCCACCGAGACACGCAGGACCGCCACUCAGGCAUCAGAACCCGAGGAAUAAACACCCGCUUUUCAGCCACACACCCACUCCACACAGACACGCCCACCCACCACCACCGAGACACACAAAUGUCCCUCCCAUGUACCUCCCCCCUCCCUGCCCUUACCCUCCUCACCUUUUCCCCCCACCCAACUUCCCUCUGUAUCCCCCCCAUCCUCCUCCCUCUUUCUUCAAUCCGUCUUUCUCCUCCCAUCUCUGGCCACCAAACUCUGUGCCCUUCUCUGACCUUCCUCCUCCUCCUCCUCCUCCACCCCCUCCUCCUCCUCCUCCUCAGUGAUGUACAUGUACACACUGACCAGAGUUCCUCCCGCUGGGGAGUCGAUGUUAUCUCGUUAGAUGAAUAUGUCAUCUGUUUGUAGACCGUCAGACCGGACAGCUGGACAAAUCAUCCACGUGUGAUCGAUCACUGGCUCUGCUUGUUAGCUGUUUAUUAGGCUGUACAAUCACUGAUUAUGAAAUAAAACAUUUACUUAAUAUAGCUGAUGGAGCCCAGUGACGUGCUGUCACCAACCACAUAUCCUUCCACUGCAGUGUUUUUAACAUUUAAAUACUAUGUACAAAAUAUUAGUUAGGUUAUUUUUUUGUUUACCAUGGAGACCUCCUGAGGGAAAGUAGUCACUGAUUAAAAUGUUUUUGUUUUUUUUAUAUAUAUAUAUAUAUUUGUCAUAUUCCAAGUAUGUGACCAUUUUCUUUGUCAAAUGCCUCUUAUAACACCCUAUUCUCACGUGCGCACUGAAACACCGGAAAAAAGCGGCACGCUGCCAUUCAUUGUGAAGUGAACCUCAAAAAAAACGUGCCGCAACUCCGGACUUAAAAGGCACGAAGUGGGCGAGUUGAGAAACGUUAUGCACAUGUUGUUGCGUCAGCCAGUCGUGCUGGUUUUUGGUUUCCCCACCAAACGCAAGCACAUAGUUGUUUUCUAUCCAAACUGAAAUCGGUUAAAAGACCUCCGAAACAAAACCGAGACAAAGCUGAUCGUCACGGUCAGUGGACCCCUGAGUCUUUAUGAUCACACACCUCAUUUUAAGAUGGGCGCGAGUGCAUUUUCGCUACAUACACAGCGUGGGGGCGCUGGGCGUGAAAACGACAACUGCAUCGGUCCGAAACUCGCAAUGACCGUUGCGGUGCGCCGCGUUGCGCCGGGUGUAAGAUGGGGGCCUUAUAUGUCGAAAUAAUACACAACACUGUUCUACUGAUUAUGAUCUGUAUACUGCUAUAUUUGCAUUUCUACACUCGAGCUUCAUUCUUUGAAUGUAUUCCUUUGUUAUGGUCCAGUCUCAUCUCUUAAGUUUGUGUCCUUCAUACAGUCAUGUCUGGAAUGGAAUGGGAGAGCAUGUGUUGGUUUUAAGGUCUGAAAAGAAAAUGGACUAAGGAAAAGAACUACUGUUCAGUCUCCGUUUAGUUGCAGCUACUUGAUUUGUAGACCUUCAAGGACUUCAUGUGGCAUUUGUUAAAUGAUCAUUAGCUGAUGUGUCCUGAUGUGAAAGUGAUGGGAUACCAGUCAUUGUCACUCAUAUGUGAUAUUGUAUAUGUACUGCAUAUUUUUUUGUAAAUGUCAAUAUUUCCCCCUCAUUUAAUUAGCUGCGUCAGUGGAAAUAAAUGUCCUCGUGUGAGACCGAC
Messenger RNA from Sebastes umbrosus (honeycomb rockfish), 2775 nucleotides. Its product is annotated as H/ACA ribonucleoprotein complex non-core subunit NAF1-like. NCBI's taxonomy places the organism in Eukaryota, Metazoa, Chordata, Actinopteri, Perciformes, Sebastidae. Gene Ontology annotation, molecular function: RNA binding. Gene Ontology annotation, biological process: pseudouridine synthesis; ribosome biogenesis; box H/ACA snoRNP assembly. The coding region runs from base 29 to 1432 and encodes 467 amino acids. The transcript has 10 exons. The record is from RefSeq and is a predicted model, not a curated record. Gene Ontology annotation, cellular component: sno(s)RNA-containing ribonucleoprotein complex.